This is a messenger RNA of Achroia grisella, 462 nucleotides long. RefSeq names its product thyrostimulin beta-5 subunit-like. The coding region runs from base 1 to 462 and encodes 153 amino acids. NCBI's taxonomy places the organism in Eukaryota, Metazoa, Arthropoda, Insecta, Lepidoptera, Pyralidae. The record is from RefSeq and is a predicted model, not a curated record. The transcript has 3 exons. Gene Ontology annotation, biological process: G protein-coupled receptor signaling pathway. Gene Ontology annotation, molecular function: hormone activity. Gene Ontology annotation, cellular component: extracellular region; cytoplasm.
AUGGUUCAAUUUUGUAAACCUAUUAAUUGGCUGCUAUUUACCGUAACUCUGUGGACCCUGGACGCUGUUUUACCAAUGGAGACAUGUACCAAACGAGUCAGUUUAGCUCGAGCAGAACAGACAGACGAUAAGGGUCGUAGAUGCUGGGACAGGGUCAAGGUGCAUUCUUGUGGAGGAAGAUGCGACUCUAGAGAAAUUUCAGAUUGGGAGUUUCCUUUCAAGAAGUCGCAUCAUCCAGUAUGCGUUUACGGCACCCGCCGACCGGUGAUGGUACGUCUGCGCAACUGCGAUGCAGACGUUGUUCCAGGAACGGAAAAUUUUCAUUAUAUAGCUGCAGAUGACUGUCGGUGCAAAGUAUGCUCCUCUCACCAUACGAGCUGUGAAUGGUUACCCCCCAAUUCAACCCUUCUACAAGGCAUAAAUGACAACCUGCAUGACGAUGAUAAUGAUUAUGACAUUUGA